This is a messenger RNA of Apodemus sylvaticus (European woodmouse), 1920 nucleotides long. It is a transcript of the gene Kcnc2, whose product is annotated as potassium voltage-gated channel subfamily C member 2. Lineage: Eukaryota; Metazoa; Chordata; Mammalia; Rodentia; Muridae. Gene Ontology annotation, cellular component: neuronal cell body membrane; axon; dendrite membrane. Bases 1 to 1920 code for a protein of 639 amino acids. The record is from RefSeq and is a predicted model, not a curated record. Gene Ontology annotation, biological process: potassium ion transmembrane transport; protein homooligomerization. Gene Ontology annotation, molecular function: protein binding; delayed rectifier potassium channel activity. The transcript is spliced from 4 exons.
AUGGGCAAGAUCGAGAGCAACGAGAGGGUGAUCCUCAAUGUCGGGGGCACCAGGCACGAAACCUACCGCAGCACCCUCAAGACCCUUCCUGGGACUCGCCUGGCCCUUCUCGCCUCCUCUGAACCUCAGGGCGACUGCCUGACUGCCGCGGGGGACAAGUUGCAGCCGCUGCCCCCUCCGCUGUCUCCGCCACCGCGACCGCCUCCCUUGUCCCCUGUCCCCAGCGGCUGCUUCGAGGGCGGCGCAGGCAACUGCAGUUCGCACGGUGGCAAUGGCAGCGACCACCCUGGGGGAGGCCGCGAAUUCUUCUUUGAUCGCCACCCGGGAGUCUUCGCCUAUGUGCUCAACUACUACCGCACGGGCAAGCUGCACUGCCCCGCCGACGUGUGCGGACCGCUCUUCGAGGAAGAGUUGGCCUUCUGGGGCAUCGACGAGACAGACGUGGAGCCCUGCUGCUGGAUGACCUACAGGCAGCACCGGGAUGCGGAGGAGGCCCUGGACAUCUUCGAGACACCCGACCUCAUCGGGGGCGACCCUGGUGAUGAUGAGGACCUAGCGGCCAAGAGACUGGGCAUUGAGGAUGCUGCUGCGGGGCUGGGAGGACCAGAUGGCAAGUCUGGCCGCUGGAGGAAGCUGCAGCCUCGCAUGUGGGCUCUCUUUGAGGACCCUUACUCAUCCAGAGCCGCUAGGUUUAUCGCUUUUGCUUCUUUGUUCUUCAUUUUGGUUUCCAUCACAACCUUUUGCCUGGAGACACACGAAGCUUUCAAUAUUGUUAAAAACAAGACCGAGCCGGUCAUCAACGGCACCAGCGCUGUUCUCCAGUACGAAAUCGAAACGGAUCCUGCCCUGACCUAUGUGGAAGGAGUGUGUGUGGUGUGGUUUACUUUUGAAUUUUUAGUCCGUAUUGUUUUUUCACCCAAUAAACUUGAAUUCAUCAAAAAUCUCUUGAACAUCAUUGACUUCGUAGCCAUCCUCCCCUUCUACUUAGAGGUGGGACUCAGCGGGCUGUCUUCCAAAGCGGCCAAAGACGUGCUCGGCUUUCUCAGGGUGGUUAGGUUUGUGAGGAUUCUGAGAAUCUUCAAGCUCACCCGGCAUUUCGUAGGUCUGAGGGUGCUCGGACAUACCCUUCGUGCGAGUACCAAUGAGUUUUUGUUGCUGAUCAUCUUCCUGGCUCUGGGCGUUUUGAUAUUCGCUACAAUGAUCUACUACGCUGAGAGAGUCGGGGCUCAGCCGAACGACCCUUCAGCUAGUGAGCACACGCAGUUCAAAAACAUCCCCAUUGGUUUCUGGUGGGCUGUGGUGACCAUGACCACCUUAGGCUAUGGGGAUAUGUACCCCCAAACAUGGUCAGGGAUGCUGGUGGGGGCCUUGUGUGCUCUGGCCGGAGUGCUGACAAUCGCCAUGCCUGUGCCUGUCAUUGUCAACAAUUUUGGGAUGUACUACUCGUUGGCAAUGGCGAAGCAGAAACUUCCAAGAAAAAGAAAGAAGCACAUUCCUCCUGCUCCUCUGGCAAGCUCACCAACAUUUUGCAAGACAGAAUUAAACAUGGCUUGCAACAGCACCCAGAGUGACACAUGUCUGGGCAAGGAAAACCGGCUUCUGGAACACAAUAGAUCAGUGUUAUCAGGUGACGACAGUACAGGAAGUGAGCCGCCAUUAUCACCUCCAGAAAGGCUCCCCAUCAGACGCUCUAGUACCAGAGACAAAAACAGAAGAGGGGAAACGUGUUUCCUGUUGACGACAGGUGAUUACACGUGCGCUUCUGAUGGAGGAAUCAGGAAAGGAUAUGAAAAAUCCCGAAGCUUAAACAACAUAGCGGGCUUGGCAGGCAAUGCGCUAAGACUCUCUCCAGUAACAUCCCCCUACAACUCUCCGUGUCCUCUGAGGCGCUCUCGGUCUCCCAUCCCAUCUAUCUUGUAA